Molecule: messenger RNA, 188 nt
Organism: Hymenoscyphus albidus
Lineage: Eukaryota; Fungi; Ascomycota; Leotiomycetes; Helotiales; Helotiaceae
Source: the annotation of a GenBank genome assembly
AUGGGUAUCAAGCAGUUAUUCUCCAUCAUAAAGGAUGAGGCGCCCGACUCUUACAAGGAGGGUGACAUUAAGAAUCAAUUCGGUCGAAAAGUAGCAAUUGUAAGUCUCUGCGUCACCUACCUUCCUGAUCCAUCUUCUGACAUUUUUAAUAGGAUGCGUAUGCAAUCGCCAUACUACGACUUCAAUAA